AUGGCUUUUCCCGAUCAUUGGCCACAUGGGGAUCUGCACGUCGACGGGCGUCAUCCGGGACUUUGCGGGGCCGUACUUUGUCUCGGAAGACAACAUGGCAUUUGGGAAGCCAGUGAAGUACUGGAAACUGGAUCCCAGCAAAGUGUAUUCCAGUGGGCCCAAUGCCUGGGACACGGCCGUGCACGAUGCCUCGGAGGAGUACAAGCACCGAAUGCACAACCUUUGCUGUGAUAACUGCCAUUCUCAUGUAGCUCUGGCCUUAAACUUGAUGAGAUACGAUAACAGCACCUCCUGGAACAUGGUGAAGCUCUGCUUCUUCUCACUCCUGUAUGGGAAGUACGUAAGCAUAGGGGGAUUUGUGAAGACCUGGCUUCCCUUCCUCCUCUUCUUGGGGGUGAUCGUGACCGUUGUUCUGACGCUUCACUUGCGGUGA
Molecule: messenger RNA, 433 nt
Organism: Mesitornis unicolor (brown roatelo)
Lineage: Eukaryota; Metazoa; Chordata; Aves; Mesitornithiformes; Mesitornithidae
Gene: TMEM222
Product: transmembrane protein 222
Exons: 5
Source: RefSeq, a predicted model, not a curated record